Eremothecium cymbalariae DBVPG#7215 is the source of this 1617-nucleotide messenger RNA. RefSeq names its product type 2C protein phosphatase PTC5 (gene PTC5). Gene Ontology annotation, molecular function: cation binding; protein serine/threonine phosphatase activity. Lineage: Eukaryota; Fungi; Ascomycota; Saccharomycetes; Saccharomycetales; Saccharomycetaceae. The transcript has a single exon. Gene Ontology annotation, biological process: protein dephosphorylation. The record is from RefSeq and is a predicted model, not a curated record. Bases 1 to 1617 code for a protein of 538 amino acids.
AUGCCACCACAGUUCAUCCCAUGGACAAGGGCAGCCAGGACGUUAUCAAGAUGUCUUUCCAAGAGGAACUUUUCGAAGCUGUUAGCUCGGCGAACAAUUCAUCUUAAUAACUGGGAUAAACCGAUGAAGUUAGACAGAGAAUUAAAGUUCGCUAUCAUUGGGGGUACGUUAGUACUGACGUAUUCUUAUAUGUCGAACUAUCUAUCUUCCGAUACUAUAAAGGGCAUAAAGCAAUUCAGUACGACGAGUAAGCCGUUGACAACCUCCGGGAUUAAAGAUAACGGAGCUCGCGAGAACACUGUAUUCCUGUUAACAGAAAAUGAAGUCAACUCUCGACUUCGCAGUUUGGAGGAAUCAUAUUUCGUGGAUCGCUGUAAAGGUGUUUUAAGGUAUGAUGUUUCACAGUUGCCGUCUAAUAAUCCGAUCGAGGAUAGUCGGAUAGAACAGAUUAUCACUUUGCCAAAUGAGCAGAUGCAAUCACAAGAAGAUUUAUACUUUUUUGGUAUUUUCGAUGGUCACGGUGGGCCAUACACCUCAGCAAAACUAUCUAGAGAUUUGGUACCUUAUAUAGCCUAUCAACUUGGGCAGGUAUAUGCACAAGGUAAUGAGAACCUUACCUCAGAAGCCAUUGAUGAAGCAAUAACACAAGGGUUUUUGCAAUUGGACAAAGAUAUUGUAGAAACCGCAUUGGGAAAUUUCUUUGAGAAACCAUCAAAGGAAAAUCUUAUUGAAGCCUUGCCUGCUGUGUCUGGUGCAUGUAGUUUAUUGGCAAUGUACGACUCAAAUAACUGCAGCCUAAAAGUCGCGCUAGCGGGCGAUUCUCGUGCUUUACUUGGCAAGGUAGAUGAGAGCGGAUCCUGGACUGUGCAGUCUCUAACCACCGAUCAAACAGCCGACAAUCCAGCCGAAGUACAACGUAUCAACUCAGAACACCCCAACGAACCCAAUUGUGUCCGCAACGGCAGAGUCUUGGGUUCAUUGCAACCCUCCCGUGCUUUUGGCGACUACCGUUACAAAGUUACAGAAUUGGCCGGCAAAACUGUUUAUGACUUGCCAGACCAUCUCAAGAUCUACUUCCGCAAAGAACCCAAAGGUCUCCUAACCCCUCCUUAUGUCACCGCAAAACCAGAAAUUACCACUGCCCAAAUAGACCGCAACACAAGGUUCAUGGUAAUGGCCUCCGAUGGCCUCUUCGAGCUUCUAACAAACGAAGAAAUCGCCGGCCUAGUUAUAAAGUGGAUGGAAGCACAUCCCGUUAAAAAAGGCUUCAACACCUUGAAGCCAUCUACAAAGGGUAAAAUCCCCCAGGUUCAAGACCUCACCGUCGACAAAGAAUUUCAAAGACCCGCCUUCAGAUACAAAAACUCAAAAGAAUCCUCCUCCGAAUACUUACUAGAAGAUAACAACGUCUCCACCCACUUGAUCAGAAAUGCCCUCAGCGGUGGAGGCGACAAGAGAUACGUAUCAACUCUAAUCAGUAUCCCUCCCCCAAAAAGCAGAAGUUACAGAGAUGAUCUAACUGUCACUGUCGUCUUCUUCGGAGAUGACCCUAACCCAGUACAUGAACAACUAACCAUCAACAAAAAUGCAACUACAUCAAUUACACCAAAGCUAUAA